Molecule: messenger RNA, 2984 nt
Organism: Formica exsecta
Lineage: Eukaryota; Metazoa; Arthropoda; Insecta; Hymenoptera; Formicidae
Gene: Pop4
Product: ribonuclease P protein subunit p29
Exons: 5
Coding region: 438-1133 (231 amino acids)
Biological process (GO): tRNA 5'-leader removal; rRNA processing
Cellular component (GO): ribonuclease P complex; ribonuclease MRP complex
Molecular function (GO): ribonuclease P RNA binding
Source: RefSeq, a predicted model, not a curated record
CCUCUGGUGGCUCAGGGAGUAGCGCGCCUGACUCACAUCCCAGAGAACUCGGGUUCGAUUCCCGACUCCGACCCUGGCCUGCGCUUUUCCUAUUUUUCCUUUCCUACCACCUCCCUAACACAAAUUCCUUCCUUCCCCCAAGAGGAACCUUCAUAUAUACGACAUUAUUCUCUAUCUACGACAUUAUUCUAUCUUUAAAAACCAGUUUAUGGCCGUAUAGCGAGUACUCGCUGGAGCCAAUCCCAAAACCCAAGCAACUGAUCACUAAUACUAAACAUAACACUAUAUAUGUACGAAUAUUCAAGAUGGCGACGAAUUGGUCCAAGACUUGGACUCCAAGUCAUUCCAUUUGGCAAACCUGGCCACAUACGGAACACUUUUCGUGACCACUUUUUUUCUCUCUACACUAUCGAGAUAACUCUCCUUACUCUUCCUUCAUGGACAAAACUAUGUCGCAACAAACGAAAUUGUGCACGCCACUUCCCAGGAAUUUAACUGAUAGCAUUAAGAUUUGUGAAAACAAUGAGCAAUAUGUUGUCAACUUUUUGCAAAACUUGUUGCCACCGUCCGACUGCAAAUCUAUCUCAGACGAGAUGCGAAAGACCUUUAUAUUUAAUAAGUUCAAAGUUAAGCGUAAGCGAAAAAGAGAUCACAGAGGCAAAUUCUUAUCAGCUAGGAAAAGAUUACAUCUUGAUUUGGGCAAAGUUAGUCACAAGAGUCAAAUAAAAUAUUCCGAUCUUUUGCCCUUAAACCAAUUGUGGUUGAACUAUAUGCGAAAAAUGCUUGGUGUCGAGUCAUUUACCAGUAUACCUGAAAACUCUAAUAAUCCAAAUUGGGAGAAUGUAAAUCAGCAAUUGAUAAAAGCUGAUUUUCAUGGUGCUAAAAUUUCAAUUGAUAAAUCAAAAUGCCCGACUUUGGUAGGACUUACAGGGAUUGUCAUACAAGAUACAAAAAACACUUUUAGGAUUUGUGGGCUGGACAAUGUUAUUCGAACAAUACCAAAAGAUGUGGUGAAAAUUCGUAUUCACUUAGACAAUGGUGUAAUAUUAAAAGCAUUUGGACGGCAACUCUCUAUAAGACCUGUAGAACGAGCAGUUAAAAAAUACAAAAAUACAAAAAUAGUUCAAUUGUGAUGUUGUAAAUAUUUAUAACAUAAUAUACUAAUAAAUUCAAUGAUAUUGUCCUUUAUAGAGAUGUACGAUUUAAAUUAACAAGAAUUUUCAUAAAGAAGUUAUCUUGCAAAAUACUAGAAAGAAUGUAAUAAAAAUUAAUCUAUAGAUUUAUANAUAUAUAAUUAAUGACAAUAAUUCUUUUGCUCAAGUUUGCUUAAUUUCAUGCAGAUGUUUUAAAAUUAUUUAUUUCCAUAUCUUUCAUUAUUCUUCUGCAGAUUAUUAUUAUAGAAUAUUACAAUUACAGAAUUGAUAUAUUUACUACUUACAUGUUACAUUAUUUAUAUAAUAUAGUAUUUUAGAUUUAUAUAUAAUGUUUGUAUAUAUAUGUGUGUGUGUGUGUGUACGUACUUUGCAUGUAUUUAUGGAGAGAUAUGCUACUAAACAAUAAUGUAUUUAUAUUUUGGAAGUGUCUUUUUUUCACCCAUAUUGCAUUUAGAACCACAGUAGCCAAAUAUGACACUGAUAUGGUGAUAAUUAUUUUCAAUUAGUACAAUAACUAUAUUUGUUAAUCGAUCUACGAUUUCAUUGGCUAAAUUUAGAUCAGAGUGAAAUAAUACCAGGUCAUGUGGUUUUUGACCUUUAUUCGACAUAACAUUUUUAUGAUAUAUACACAGCUGGAUCAUUGCACGGUCAACUGUGGAGUAGUAAAACGAAAGCUUUGAACAAUAGAGAUGAAUAAAGUGUGAUAAAGAAAACACGUCAUAUAUCUGCUCUUUUACUAUUACAUAUAAAUUUUUACUUGGACCUAGUAAUAACCCGACUAUUUCGUCGAGCGAUAUAAUUAACUUUCGCUUCGUACUUUAAAAUAAAGAUUAUAUAUUAUAUAAACCAUUAUAUCUUAAGAUGUAACAUAAAUGUGAUAUCACUAAAUGAUAUAAAAUUACGCAGCAGGGGCAACUUUAGGAAUGUUAAAGGUAAGACGUAUUACAAAAUUAAUAUUUGUUUUUCUUCGUUUUCUGCCAUGUCUCAUGUAUUGAUCUUGAUGCAUCAAUGUAGCACUUUAUACACGCAACAUAAAUAUUAAAAAAAAACAUGAAUGUUUAACAGAGAUACAACAUGGCUUUGUCAUUUUCUAGAAGUAUUGCGAUCUAAUUUAUCUUAAUACUUGCACAAUUUAGGCAUAGUUUGUAACAAGCUAUAUAAUGAUUAACGAUUAAUAAUUUCAAAUAAGAUACUAUGCACACAUACUAUAUGAAGUCAAAACGAGUAGAAAAUACUACUAAAACAUAUGUACGACGUAAUAGAGACGAUCUCGUGGGUGUAUUAUACUUUGUUCCAAUUCUUAAAUAUCUUUAUAUAUCUCCAACUCUAAAUCAUAACUGUCUUCACUUGCAUAGUGAAUAACAAAAGGUCGAAAGCAUGAUACAUACGAAGAUCGGACGAAAAUUCAAACUAUUUUAUAUAUUUCAAUACAUUAGUAAAAUAAUAAGAUCUUACCAUCAAUUUCAGUAUCUAUAAUUAUUUGUUUUUGUGUCGUUCGUUUAUGCAAAUUAAAUUAACUGCGAAUAUGUACCUCUAUUCAAGCAAAUAUACAUACAAGUAGAUCUAGAACGAUGUUUAUGUACUAUAGACGCCAACAUAUUCUGAAAUGUCUACAGAUUUUCUCCAUUUUUUGAAGGAUCUCGUCUCAUUACAAUAUUGAUAUACAUGAUCUAUCCAAUCUAAAAGAUACUCUUGUUACAGUUUUGGGAGGACACUCUUCAUUUUUAUCAUGAUUUACCACACGCUACGAUAUUUCUAAAAUGUAUAUUUCUUACAAUGAGCUAUUACAUAUUUGCAAGAUACAAAAAAAAAAAGAGAUUAACUUUUAAA